CGCCAGCCUGGCUCAGAGCUCUUCCCCAUCGCGAUUAGGCUGAAUCUGUUUAUUGUCGCUCCUGGGGCUCCGCCACCAACUUUCCACGCAGUGCGCUCUAGGGCAGGGGGAGAGCGGGCAGCUGGGUCCUGCGAUCUGGGCUGCAUUUACAGGGGCACAUGCCGCUCUAGAACCCCGCUGGAGCUCGCAGGGGUUCUGGAACCCGGCCCAGUGCGUUCUAAGCGCGGGGGGGGCAGCGAGGGUUUCCGCUGCUCCAGCUCCAUGUGCAGUGCUGGAAAUCGGCCGACUCGCAUCCGAGUGGCGCCCCUCAGCCCCGGGCUGGGGGAAGCAGUGCUAGAACCCGGCGCAGUGCGAUCUAGAAGGCAGACGCCACUGCCGCUUCUAGGACCCGCUACGUUCUAGAGGGCGCAGGGAGCCGCUCUAGAACCCAGCCGGAAAGCCCCGAGGUUUAGCGCCUCCGCGGCAGGUGGAGCAGUUUUGGAGCCCGACGAGCCGCGUUGCAGCGAUCGGCGCUGAGCCGCUUUAGACCCCGCCGGGACCCGAUCUCUGCAGGGGAAGGGGGCAGCUCUAGAACCCAGCCAGCGGGGUCCAGAGGGGCUCGCCCGGUGCAGCCAUGCUGGAGCCGGCGGUGCGGCUGGCCCUGGGAGCCGGCGAGCUGGUGGCUCCGGGACCGCAGCUCUCGGAGCGGCUGGCCGAGCUGCAGGCGCAGGUGCUCGCUUCCCUCUGGCCCAUGCUGCUGCUGGGAGGGGCCGUGGCGCUGCUUGUCCUGUUGGGGAUGCUCCGGCGCUGGGGCCGGGCGCGGCCGGGCCCCCAGCGCAGCGCGGCGGGCGAGGAGGGUGGCGCUGGGUCUGCCAGCUACGAGGCCGGACGGCUGCCAGCGCGGGCCCCGCGGACCCAGAACGGGAUAGCUGGGCAGCAGGAGCAAAGGGCGAGGCAGAGCCACGAGGCAAAGGUUCCAGUGAAUUGUCAGCUUCUAACCUCUGUCAGCAUGAGAGAAAAAAAGCUACUGAAGUCUAAGAAAAAGAAGAAGACCCAGUGCGCAGAAAAGGGGGCAUCAAAAGACCACGUCUCUGCUGAAGAAGACAAAUUGCCAGAAGAAGAGGAAGGUGUUUGGCAGACCAAGAUCAGUAGCCGAGAAAAAAGACACUUAAGGAAAGAACGGCUGAAACAAAAAGAAAACCCUAGCAGAGUGUCACCCGGUACCUUGGUGGUUGAAGCAGUCUGUGAUGGGAAUGGGAAAGGAACUGUUUGGCCACACACUGUGAGUAGGACGGAGGACAACAGCAGUAGUGGACAGGGAGCUCUCUGUGAGUCAGGGACAAAGACAGACGAUGGUUCCGCUGUAAGGAACUCGGAAGCCACAGGAGAAGAAUCUGAGCCCACACGAUCUGAAGAGGAUGUUUUUUCCAAUGUAGGAACAUGGGACGUUGCAGAAGCAAAAGCUUAUCCUGUGACCUUUGGGACUUUACCAGAGCUGUCCAUGGAGUUAAGUAAUCUGAAGAGUAAAUCAUCUCAGGACAGCCCCUCCAAAUAUAAUUGGAAUGCCAGCUUACCCUUCCUCACAGUGGAUGAUGCAUGGCUUGGGCAGCAUGAUCCCUUAGCAAUUGACCUCAAUUCCGAUUGGAAUGCUCCCACAGAGGAGUGGGAAAACUGGCUGGGAGAGGAGGAGACGUGCACAGGACCAGAGAGAGAGAAGCCUCAGCAAGGUUGGGAAAUGAGAACAGAGGAAGGUCCAAGGGAGCUGAUAUCUAUGAAACACAGUAGUCAUGCUAUCUGUACCUCUUUCAAAAUACCCGAGCACCCUGCUAACAAUUUACCCCAUAAUGAUGUACCUGGUAAAAAGGAGAGGCGGAAGAGGAAGAAAAUGAGGAGAGAGACUUGAUGGGGCUGUGUAGCUGACAGUGUGAAAACCAAAUAGCACGUGUGCUGAUUAGCUGCAAGAGUUCUGCUUUCUGUGGUGAUGCACUGAGCCCAAAGCAAAGAGAGGAUCUAGAAGAAUCCCAAUAAAUGGGAGAAGAGGAGAACAGGAACAGUGAGUGGGAGAAGAAGAGGGAGAGUGAGUGUGUGUGUGUGUGUAUGAGAAGAGAGAGAAUGAACCAUGAUAAUGUGUGCAGGAGCUGGUGUUGAAACAGAAUUGCUGUUUAAAAACAACCCACUGCCCUUGAUCACUUAAAGAAAACUAUUGAGUAGGUUUUAGCCCAUUUGCAUUAAAACCUUCAGUGUCCUAUUACUUAUCAACUUAUCAUGUUGUAUGACAUUACAGAAUUAGUCAAAAUCCAUAAAUGACUACGAUUGUAUUUAAAUUCUAUAGAGGAUCCACCCUUUAUUCCAGCCUCCAUUUGCAAUUUAAAAUGUGACGUGAGCAGGUGUGCUCAUUGACAGGUUAAUAAUGUACACAAGGUGGGUAGUACAUGCUAAAGCAGAUGUAAGUCAUAAGAAAGCAGUUGUUAGACCUACGAAGAACAGCACCGCUCACCCGCAAAUCUUCUCUUGAAUCUUUUUAACCCCUUGCAGCUGUUGAAGUUGGAUUUUUACCUAACACAGUGACAUUUUAAGCAUGAUCCUUUUGCUAUAACUGUAUUUUAGCCAGAGAGAUCUUGUUGAGUAUAUUUUUCCAACCUGCAGUUUGGCAGUUUUUACCAUUUUAUUACUUAAUUUCUAACAUCAUAAGCCAAGUAUCCAGAUGAAAGUUAAAAAAAAUCUGAUGUUUUUUAUAGUGAAGGGCAUAUACUUCUCAUCUUCAAAGGGCAAUUUAAAACAGAAAAUAUCCAGUAAAGAAAAGCAAAUUGUUCUACCUUAAAUGCCAGGAGUCUGUGAAAGGUGUAAGGUUGACACCACUGGUGGCUCUUUAUCCACAGAACUUCUACAACACAGCAGUAAUGCUGCCCUGUACUGCCCAGAGAAUGUGCCUCAACCCUGAUCCAUCUUGGCAAGGCCAUCUCGAUGGGUGAGAUGAUAGUUAUUCAGUCUCUGUGCCUAUUGAACUCUGAUGAAACUGCUAAAAAGGGUUCCAGUUACUGUUGGGUGUAAAAUGGACAUUUGUUCCCAGUUGGUCUGACAUCACAAAAGUCAUUUCACAUAGGCCACCGUCAGCUGUUAACAGCUUGGAGUCAUUACCAGCUACAAUCACACUGGAACCACUGAGCUAGAGGUAAAAAGCUCCAUACCUCAAUACCUUGAACCACACAGUCCCUGUUGCCAAUGUAUUUGUGUAAAUGUAAUCUUAUCUAAAACCCUGAAUGGUUACAUGUUGGCUUUCACCCAUGCUGUAGGAUUUAAAGCAUUAGUAUCCCUUAAAGAAACUACUGCACAGAAAUACUGUAUUUAUAAUCGUGUUAGUCUGUAUUCACAAAAAGAAAAGGAGUACUAGUGGCACCUAGGAGACUAACCAGUUUUCUAAAAGAGCAAUUAUCCUAUGGUCUAAGCACCUUUGACACAAAUUAAAGAUACAGUUAAUCAAAGUAAUACCAGCAGCUAACCUACUACCAUAAAACAUCCCUCCCUCCACAGACAAGCGCCCCAUCUAGCCCCUUCCUCACACAGAACCAGAGAUAAUAAAUGAGCCUUGCAAUAUGCCCUGAAGGUGAACAAAAUAAGAUUAGUUCAGAGUCAGACACAUAGUUUUGGGCUUUUUUCCCCAUCACACAGGAUAUUUUUCAUUCAAUAGUACACUUUAGAAUUUGCAUAUCUUAAUGCUUACAUAUCAGUUAAGAGAAAAUAUAGGCAAUUUAUGAAUGAGGCUAAUAAAGCAAACAAUAUCUUCCCUGACAAGCAAUUUGUUAAUACAUAUGCAUAAAACUAACAAGAAAAUACUUGACCUUAUUGGGAAAACAAAUCUGGUAAGGAUUAGGAUUUAGAGGAUGGAUUAAUUAAAUAUGUAAAUAACAGGUAAAAUUCUAGCCCCAUUGAAAUCAAUGGCAAAGCUCCCAUUAAUUCCACUGUGGCCAGGGUUUUACCUGAAAUCUUUAUUUAGCAGCAGAAGAUAAUUUCCAUUGCUGAAUACAAAGAAAAAUAUCUUAAUAAAAGAUGUAAGAGAAGUUAAUAAGGUUGGUAGACUCAGAAUUUCACCAACCUUUUUCUAUGUGUCUGUCUGCAAACUUUGCAAUGUUGUGUAAUGUUGUUUUAUUUCCAAAGUGAAAUGUUUUAUUUGUACUUAUUUUUCUAAUAAAAAAUAUUAAAAUCA
Caretta caretta (loggerhead turtle) is the source of this 4183-nucleotide messenger RNA. RefSeq lists its product as uncharacterized. The record is from RefSeq and is a predicted model, not a curated record. Gene Ontology annotation, cellular component: nucleus. Gene Ontology annotation, biological process: positive regulation of angiogenesis; regulation of transcription by RNA polymerase II; negative regulation of apoptotic process. Gene Ontology annotation, molecular function: transcription coregulator activity. Lineage: Eukaryota; Metazoa; Chordata; Testudines; Cheloniidae.